GGAAAUGCACCGUAGGAGCGGAAGCACCCGCCUGCAGUUGCCGGCAGCAGUUCCGCGAUGGUGGGCGGCGGCGGGAUGGGGGGCGGCCUCCUGGAGAACGCUAACCCCCUCAUCUACGAGCGCUCUGGGGAGCGGCCAGUGACCGCAGGCGAGGAGGACGAGCAGGUUCCAGACAGCAUCGACGCGCGCGAGAUCUUCGAUCUGAUUCGCUCCAUCAAUGACCCGGAGCAUCCACUGACGCUAGAAGAAUUGAACGUAGUAGAGCAAGUCCGGGUUCAGGUGAGUGACCCCGAGAGCACAGUGGCUGUGGCCUUCACACCCACCAUCCCACACUGCAGUAUGGCCACACUUAUUGGCCUGUCCAUCAAAGUCAAGCUUCUGCGAUCCCUUCCCCAGCGUUUCAAGCUGGACGUGCACAUUACACCAGGGACCCAUGCCUCGGAGCAUGCAGUGAACAAGCAGCUUGCGGAUAAAGAGCGGGUGGCAGCCGCCCUAGAGAACACCCACCUGCUGGAGGUUGUGAACCAGUGCCUAUCAGCCCGCUCCUGAGCCUGAAUUUUUGCUCCCAGCCCCACGCAGCGCUCAUGGCCUUGUUUUCUUGAAUCACUGACAAUAAGAAACAUUUUGCAUUUUGUAAUAAACCCUUAAUUUAUAUUCA
Messenger RNA from Kogia breviceps (pygmy sperm whale), 658 nucleotides. It is a transcript of the gene CIAO2B, whose product is annotated as cytosolic iron-sulfur assembly component 2B. Lineage: Eukaryota; Metazoa; Chordata; Mammalia; Artiodactyla; Physeteridae. Gene Ontology annotation, biological process: iron-sulfur cluster assembly. The record is from RefSeq and is a predicted model, not a curated record. Gene Ontology annotation, cellular component: cytosolic [4Fe-4S] assembly targeting complex.